Molecule: messenger RNA, 1577 nt
Organism: Tripterygium wilfordii
Lineage: Eukaryota; Viridiplantae; Streptophyta; Magnoliopsida; Celastrales; Celastraceae
Product: alpha/beta hydrolase domain-containing protein WAV2-like
Exons: 8
Coding region: 94-1041 (315 amino acids)
Biological process (GO): proteolysis
Cellular component (GO): membrane
Molecular function (GO): serine-type peptidase activity; palmitoyl-(protein) hydrolase activity
Source: RefSeq, a predicted model, not a curated record
AAAAGUAACAGAGAAUUCAGUGCAAAUAGAGGGGAGGACGAGGAGAAGACGAGGAGAAGAGGGAAGAAGAGAGAGAGAGAGAGAAAAUCGGGGAUGGGGUAUGUGAAUUGGUUGAUGUACGCAGCGGGAGGGAUAGCGGUGGCCGGGAUGGCGUUAUUGGUGGCGUUUCAGGAGAAGCUGGUGUACGUGCCGGUGUUACCUGGUCUCACCAAGGCAUACCCCAUCACCCCCUCCCGCCUCCGUCUACUCUACGAAGAUGUCUGGCUCCGAUCUUCCGAUGGCGUCCGCCUCCAUGCAUGGUUCAUUAAGGUCUUCCCCGAUUGUCGAGGUCCAACUAUCCUGUUUUUCCAAGAGAAUGCUGGAAAUAUUGCCCACCGUCUUGAAAUGGUUCGCAUAAUGAUACAGAAGUUGCAAUGCAAUGUUUUCAUGCUUUCAUACCGAGGAUAUGGAGCAAGUGAUGGUUAUCCUUCUCAGCAUGGAAUUACCAAGGAUGCUCAGGCUGCUCUAGAUCAUCUUUCUCAGAGGAGUGACAUUGACACAUCUAGAAUACUUGUAUUUGGAAGGUCUCUUGGGGGUGCUGUUGGAUCCAUGCUUGCCAAAAACAACCCUGACAAGGUUGCUGCCCUCGUACUGGAAAACACUUUCACAUCUAUUCUGGACAUGGCUGGAGUUCUACUGCCUUUCCUGAAGUGGUUUAUUGGGCGCAGUAGUUCAAAAGGUCCUAAAAUUCUUAACUUCCUUGUACGUUCUCCUUGGAGUACCAUUGACAUAAUAGGCCAGGUUAAGCAGCCAAUCCUUUUUUUCUCUGGAUUGCAAGACGAGAUGGUUCCUCCUUCCCAUAUGCAGCUGUUGUAUGCUAAAGCUGCUGCUCAUAACAAGAAGUGCAUUUUUGUGGAAUUUCCUAAUGGCAUGCAUAUGGACACUUGGCUGUCUGGUGGUGAUCAUUACUGGAGAACAAUUCAGCAGUUCCUUGAAGAGCAUGUUCCAGAGAAAGAUGAAAAAGAACCAUCUCAAAGGGAUAAAGAUUUUGAAGGAAGAUGAAUGAUUAGGACAUUACUUUUCAAAUGUUAUUGAUUCACUCGCGAGGGACCUCAAGUCGUCUUCUUUUUUUGUUCCAUAAAAUUGCAGCAGUUAAAAGCUAUUUGUGAGUUGGAGCAGCUGAGACCAGUUGAAUGGUUUCCCGAACUUCAACAAUCGCCAAAACAUGUCGAUAUCCCUUGGAUGCUGUACGACGUUUUGACAUACCCUGAACAUUGAAACAUAUACAUAUUCUUUCUGGAUCGUUUGUAUCUUUAUAGUGUGAUCUGACAAUUUGUAGUUGCACUGUUUUCUUAAGUCAUCUCCCCCCACAUUGUAAAACUUUGUAGAUGCCCUAGUAUGUUAGGAAAAAUGCAGUAUGGCUUUGAUGGGUGGUCCUGCGUCCCAGAGUCCUUUACAGGAGUGUCAAAUGCAUGAAUGCUUGUGCGUAGGAGUGUCUUUUUAAUUCUCAUAUACUGGCAUUACCUUUGGUUUCUUACCCUUGGUCAUGGCUGAACGAAGUAUGUUGAAUUUGCUGAAAUUCCAAUUGUGUUUUAGAA